AGCGACAGCGGCAGCCAUGUCCCUCCUGACACCCGCCUUCACGCGGCAGCAGCUCUGUGUGGAUUUCGCAAUUCUCAAGCAUGCAUGUCCAAAAGGCAUCUACGUGGCACCACUUCCUGAAGAGCCUCUGACCUGGACGGGCGUACUCUUCGUCCGCAAAGGCCCGUAUGCCAACGCCAUCCUGCGAUUCCAAAUCGCCUUCGCCGACGACUAUCCCCGAAGGCCGCCCGUGGUCACAUUCCAAAGCGACGUCUUCCACCCGCUCGUGACACCGCUCACGACGUACACGUACUCGACCCGAGAUGCCGGCGCCGACACCCAAAGUGCUGCAGAUGAGCAACGCCUACCGCCGGGCGGCCUCAGUCUUCGUCACGGCUUUCCUGCGUGGUUCCAAGUUGCGAGCACGGUGAGGCAAGAGGCGAACCAGUCGGAGCAUGUUCCACAAAGUCAAGACCCUGCAGCCCAGCAGGCGCAGAGCUCGAAGCCUCGCCGGCCACCGCACGUGAUCCAGUUGCUGCAGUACCUUUGCGUUGCCUUCGACACUGAGGAGGUGCUCGAUUCGAUACCACUCGAUGCAGCGGCCAACGCGGGCGCAUGGCACGCGUGGCAGAGUUACCGCGCAAAGUCAUCGAGCAGCAGGGCAGCAUCGGUAGCACAGUCACCGAGUGAUGAGAAGGGACAAGGAGCGGAGCGCAGUCUAUCGCCGAAGCAACAGCCUGGUGGUGCCCGGAAACCCGGCGAGUGGAAUUGGCAGGGUGUGUGGGAAGACAGAGUCAGGAAGAGCAUACAGGCUAGUGCUUCUGAGCAUGUGCUGUAUGGU
Molecule: messenger RNA, 820 nt
Organism: Zymoseptoria tritici IPO323
Lineage: Eukaryota; Fungi; Ascomycota; Dothideomycetes; Mycosphaerellales; Mycosphaerellaceae
Exons: 3
Source: RefSeq, a predicted model, not a curated record